AUGAAAGUUCGUGAACAAACAGUUUGCGAAACACUUUCAAGUAGUUUUCAAUUUCAAUGUUGCCCGACUUUGGCUUUCAAUGAAAGUUUUUCUUAUUUCAAACGAAGUCGAAUGGAAAUUUUAAAUGAAACUCAAUUACCAACAAAAAAGCGUCGUGCUAAAUUACAUAUUCUUAAUAAAGAAGAACAAUGCAAGAGUUUGAGAAAUGAAGCUAUUGAGAUGCAGCCAGAAACAUUAAACAAAUCGAAACAAAAGCAAUUUCACAUUUAUCAAGUGGCAUCUCGAAGUUUCUUACAUUUCUCUGAACCUUGUGCUGCAAACACUGACUUGGGACAACAGAAUAAAUACAAAGUAGAAAGAAAAACAAUAUCAAGAAAUGUGGGAAAGGGAAUUAAAUAA
Clunio marinus is the source of this 399-nucleotide messenger RNA. NCBI's taxonomy places the organism in Eukaryota, Metazoa, Arthropoda, Insecta, Diptera, Chironomidae. The record is from the annotation of a GenBank genome assembly.